AUGGAAACGCCUCGCCUGGGUUGGGUGCCUGUCCGCCGGAUUCUCCACUUUCCAAGAUCCUGCGCGUUCCAGUCCCGUCGGGCAGAUGCAUGCAAGGAUGUUAGUGUGCAAAACGAGGCACCUUCAGCAGGCCAGCCUUUUGCUUUUAACUGUACGCACCCACCACUAACAUCUGGGAAAGUACGUGUAACAUGGUAUAAAUAUCCUAACAAAGUCCCAGUAUCCAAAAACACACAGUCUAGAAUUCACCAGGAGCAAAACUGGAUUUUGUUUCUGCCCCUGACACAGGAGGACUCUGGGAUCUACCAAUGUGUUAUAAACAGCACAAACACCUGUCACAGAAUCCACGUAAACCUCACUGUGUUAAGAAAAUACUGGUGUGGUGUUUCUGGAAAUGGCCAGCUGAUUUUAUCAGACGAAUACAGACAAAUAUUACGUGCUGGAAGGGAUGACAGCCUUACCUGUCAUCUGAACUUCCCACAGAGUUGUGUUUUGGAUUCACUAAAGUGGUAUAAGGGCUGUGAAGAGAUUAAAGGAGAACGGUUUAUUUCCUGGGAAACAAAGCUAUCAGUGAGCAAUGUUUCAGCAGAGGACGGAGGGAGCUAUGCGUGUCAAGCCCGACUGACACACACAGGGAAACAGUACACCGUUUUAAACAGCAUCACUGUGAAUAUUGCAGAAACAAAUGGAUAUGCAGGAAGAAUUCCUAAAAUCAUUUAUCCAAAAAACAAUUCAAUUGAAGUACAACUUGGCUCUCCCCUUACUGUGGACUGCAAUAUCACAGACACAAGGGAUAAUACAAAUCUCCGAUGCUGGAGAGUCAAUAACACCUUGGUGGAUGAUUACUACAGUGAAUCCAAACGCAUCAGAGAAGGAUCCGAAUCCCACAUUUCUUUCCAGAAACAUAUUUUUUACACAGUGAACAUAACUUUCUUGGAAGUGAAAAUGGAAGAUUAUGGUCAUCCUUUCAUUUGUCACGCCGGAGUGUCAGCGGCAUAUUUUAUUUUAAAACUCCCAGCUCCAAAUGUUCAAGCUUACUUGAUAGGAGGGCUUCUCGCCUUGGUAGGUGCAACAGCGUCUGUCAUGUACCUCUACAACAUUUUUAAGAUCGACAUUGUACUCUGGUAUCGAAGUGCCUUCCAUUCUACCGGGACCAAAGAAGAUGGCAAGCUGUAUGAUGCCUAUGUCUUAUACCCCAAGCCUCAAAGAGAAAUCCAGAGCCAUGAGGUGGACACGCUGGUAUUGAAGAUUCUGCCUGAGGUGCUGGAGAGGCAGUGUGGAUACAAAUUAUUUAUAUUUGGCAGGGAUGAAUUUCCUGGACAAGCAGUGGCCAAUGUCAUUGACGAAAACAUCAAGCUGUGCAGGAGACUGAUCAUCAUCUUAGUUCCCGAAUCCCUGAGCUUUGACUUGUUAAAGAACAUGUCGGAAGAACAAAUUGCAGUCUACAAUGCGCUCAUCCAGGAUGGGAUGAAGGUCAUCCUGAUUGAACUGGAGAAAGUCAAGGACUACGCGGCCACGCCGGAGUCAAUUCAGUACAUCAAGCAGAAGCAUGGGGCCAUCCAGUGGAGUGGGGAUUUCACAGAGCAGUCACAGUGUGCAAAGUCCAAGUUCUGGAAACAAGUGAGAGGCUCCUUUUCUCAAGGUUCUGGCCUUUCAUAUGUUUGGACACGGUGCUGGUGUUCUCAGGCUUGAAUAUACUCUCCUAGUGACAGACCAAGUGCUCUGAAUCAGGAUUUGUACAAUACAGCCACAUGUCUUCAAAGAUGGAUAAAACUUGUCUUAUUCCAGUAAGUUCUGUCCUUUUAAACAGUGGCCCUUUCUGAUAAUUUGAGGAGCAAUGUGGAUAUCUCCCUAGAAAAAAUGUACGUACAAAAUUUUGGCCCGAAUUUUGAGAAGGUUGACUUGAGUUUUUCAAGUUCCUCAAAGGGACCUUACGGAAGGUCCCCAGGCCAUGGGAAAAAGACCCCUUCCCUAGAGGGACUUUCAUUUCUGUACGUAUAAGAUGUGAUCUCGGAAUUUUAUAUGAUUCUGUGUAGAGGUCCAGUGAUAAACGUGCCGAGU
Messenger RNA from Callorhinus ursinus (northern fur seal), 2061 nucleotides. RefSeq names its product interleukin 1 receptor like 2 (gene IL36R). The record is from RefSeq and is a predicted model, not a curated record. Lineage: Eukaryota; Metazoa; Chordata; Mammalia; Carnivora; Otariidae. Gene Ontology annotation, molecular function: interleukin-1, type I, activating receptor activity. Gene Ontology annotation, biological process: regulation of inflammatory response; signal transduction.